AUGCUUAAAUUUGCAAAGGUCAACAAUCCCACCCAUGGUAUCACUGGAAAUGAAACAGUAUCCACCGUCAGUAUUACUGUCAAGUCACAAUCAGUUGACCUAAUUCCUUUACUCAGAGCAUCCUUCUACUAUGAGGCUACCGAUUUCAAUGGAUUAGACGAACUUCUACAAGAAGCAAAGGGUGCAUCAUUCUGGAUCCAAUUGACCAAAGGUGACUCUAAGCUUACAUUUGACUCUACAAACAGAAGCUAUUGCGACCUACAUUUGAGUAAGGAUGACUUUUUUCACAACAACUACAUCUACCGUUAUUUGAAAUUCAAAGAGCACAAACCAGUCAAACAGUCCAUCCACACUGAAACAUAUUUCACUGCUUCUGCUUCAUAUCCCACACCAAAACAGUUAAAGUACGGAAGAGAUGUCAGCGUGCUAAUAUCGAGAGUAUUUUCUGAUGCAUCAAUUAAGGUUUCACUGAAUAGAGAUAUCCAAUCUCUCGCAAAAUUCCGGUGCAAUUAUGAUGUAUUAUCAGGACACAUUCCACACAACUCUGACUUGAGGCCUCUUGCCAAAGAUCCAUCCUUAGAGCCACAUGAAUUCUACGAAUACUGGAGUCUCCUUCACAUGAAUAAGAUUCCUAAGAUCGAACCUAAUGAGUAUGAAAGAAUCACCAGUAUGUACGAAGUGCCAUACCGUGAUGAACUUGAAAACAGCGAAGAAAACGGCAAUGAUGUAUCUUUAAUGUUCACCAAGAAUGUUCACCCAGAAGUGCUUCAACUGAUCCUUCAACAUCAGGACAUAUUAUCCGUCUUAUACAGUAGAGGCAAAGAUACUGGGCUUAUCACAAAACUUCCAAAUGGAAUCUACAAAUGGGAGAACUAA
Candidozyma pseudohaemuli is the source of this 876-nucleotide messenger RNA. RefSeq lists its product as uncharacterized. The transcript has a single exon. Bases 1 to 876 code for a protein of 291 amino acids. The record is from RefSeq and is a predicted model, not a curated record. Lineage: Eukaryota; Fungi; Ascomycota; Pichiomycetes; Serinales; Metschnikowiaceae.